AGGUCACCUCCAUGUCGGCGUUUGAUGGCAUGCUGCAGGAGGCUUGGCUAGCCUAUCACUUCCAGGCUGUGGGACCUGCUCCAAUCCAGCCAGUGGAAGAGAAGCGGGAGGCACAUAGCCUACCACUUUCGGAAGGACUUUUGGUUCUUGCAAGAGGAGUGGCUCCUGAGCGCGGGCGACCGGAAGAAGUCGGAGCUCAGCCACAACAAGAUUCCAAAGAAGAUCCUCCGAGCGAUGCAAGAGGCGUACGCAGCUCAAGGAGAAAAAAAGCGGCGUCGGCGAUGGUCUUGAGCAUUUUAUCGGCUCCAGGGCAGUUUGAGGAGUGGAGGAAAGGCUGCUGCAAACUUGUCUCGUGAUCUGUCAGCGUGUCAGCAAGAGGAAGGAUGGAAAGGCCAAGCUAAAGCCAAAUACAGGCACCAGUGCCCGGGUGCAGUCUAAAGUGCUUGGUUGAAGUUUCG
Messenger RNA from Cladocopium goreaui, 458 nucleotides. Lineage: Eukaryota; Dinophyceae; Suessiales; Symbiodiniaceae. The record is from the annotation of a GenBank genome assembly.